Molecule: messenger RNA, 1146 nt
Organism: Gadus chalcogrammus (walleye pollock)
Lineage: Eukaryota; Metazoa; Chordata; Actinopteri; Gadiformes; Gadidae
Product: protein FAM131A-like
Exons: 3
Coding region: 1-729 (242 amino acids)
Source: RefSeq, a predicted model, not a curated record
AUGCGAUUGACAGGCGUGGCAGAGCAGUUUGCCAUAGCGGAGGCUAAGCUCAGGGCCUGGUCCUCUGUGGACGGAGACGACUCCACUGAUGACUCAUACGAUGAAGACUUUCUGCCUGCCAACGAGCCCGCCACACAGAGCACAGAGGUCUCGUCGCCGUUCCCUCCUUACCUGAAGGACCUGAUUCACAGCCAGAUGUGCCAGAACCUGAGCCUCAGGGGUCUCUGCUGUGAGGGGCCCGGUGGCGGGGGCGGGGCAGAACCCUCCCCCACCUCCGACUCCCCGGACACGCUGUGCUCCAGCCUGUGCAGCCUGGACGAGCUACACCCAUUGCUACGUGACCUAGGCACCUCCGGCAAACCCCAUCGCCAUCCCCACGGCAACGCCACCGAACUGGCCGCCAAGAUCCUGUCUGUGCUGCAGGGGGGCGAGGAGCUGCUGCUGGCCCGCCUGCAGCGUGCUGCCGCCGGCCCUCCCUCGCCCGCCGGGGGCAGCGGUGGGGGGCAGGACUCCCCCUGCUACUCGGCCUCCUACUCUGAGACCUACCUGUCGCCGGGAGAGGAGGAGGAGGGUGACGAUGGGCCCUGCAAGGGCUACAAGACAACCGUGUGCCAGGUGGGGGAGGAGCACCAACCCUGCCGGAGGGUGUCGGACGUGGCCUCCUCUGGGGUGGUCUCCCUGGACGAGGAAGAAGAGGAGGGCCAGGAGAGGCAGGCCAACAGCCAGUGACUCCUGGUGUCAGCUGGGAGCGACAGCUGGCCCUCACCGCUCCUCCCACUCAUCUCUGUUCUUUGGUUUUCCAUGACUCGCUCCACUUCCCCCAUGAAUCUUGAAAACGGUCCAUAUUGCCUUAUUUGUACAACAAUUUAAAAUCUCAUCUUUCCAAUUCUCCUGAGUUGUUCGACCCAUAACUCACUGACCCUCCUCCCCUCCAGAGCUCAAAUUCUGUCCUUUGAUCUUCUAUCCAAAAGCUUUUUGUUUUGAGGCGUCCAAACAAUCUUUUCUAUGUGUGAUAAAGAGCAGUGGCCUGGCUAUGAAGGCCUUCAGUGAACCUGUGCACUGGACCCUGCUGAUUGGCUGGCUGUUCGGGUGUACCCAGGGCUGCUGAUUGGUUGGUAGGGAUUGUACCUGGGGAGGAGAAAUGCA